This is a messenger RNA of Leptopilina boulardi, 5973 nucleotides long. RefSeq lists its product as uncharacterized. Gene Ontology annotation, molecular function: zinc ion binding. NCBI's taxonomy places the organism in Eukaryota, Metazoa, Arthropoda, Insecta, Hymenoptera, Figitidae. The coding region runs from base 15 to 4316 and encodes 1433 amino acids. The record is from RefSeq and is a predicted model, not a curated record. The transcript is spliced from 9 exons. Gene Ontology annotation, cellular component: nucleus.
CUUGUAUGUAACAUAUGUUAGACACGAAUUUGUAUUUUGUUUUUAAAUUUCAAAUUUUUCGGGUAAAAAAAACAACGAAAAAAUGUUUGAAACAUUUGAAAAUCAAAUUUCAAUCGUCAACAUAUUUAUCAUUAAACAAAUCAGAUAUGAAUAUUUUAGGAAAUGACUUUGAUGAUGAUCAAUACGUUACGAAGAGUAAUGAAAAUUUCAGCAAUGCUGAUUUCGAAAAUGAAAUAUUGCAAUUUACUGACCUACAAGAAAAAACAAAUGAUUACGAAACAAUUUCCUUUUCAUCAGAAUUAGCCAGUAAAGAAACAAUUUUCGAAACUUGCCUCGAUGGAAAAUAUGAUGAAAUUAUUGUCAAUGAUCAAUUAUUGGAUGAUUUUGUGAUAUAUGAAAGUAUUCAAGAUUCUUUAAUUUCAAAAGAAAUACAAUCACUAUCCAAUGAAAAUAAUGUUAAUUUCAACGAAAUGGAAGUUAUUGGAGAAUUUGAAUUGCCACAAACAAUGAAUUUACUUAAUAAAAAAAUACUUGACAAAAAUAUAAAUGAUAAUGAAAUUUUAUUAUGUCGACUUUGUGCCCAAAAAAACGAGAAUAUGAUUUACAUUUUUCAAUAUUCACCAAAUCAACAAAAUAUUGCUGAAAAAAUUAACAACUGUCUACCAAUUACUGUCACAGAAACUGAUAAAUUUUCAAAAACAAUUUGUCAUCUUUGCCUCGAAAAACUGGAAUUUAUUAACAAUUUCUACAAAACUGUAUCAGAAGCUGAGGCUAAUUUUAAAAAAUCAACAGAUUGUUCUGAAACAUCGAUCAAUGAGGAAAAUGAAAAUAAUUCUGAAGAAGAAAAUCAUCCAUCAACAAAAGACAAAACACAAAUAAAUGACAUUAGUUGUCGAAUUUGUGAAAGAAAAUUUUCAACACAAAGAAAAUGUUUUCUUCAUUCCACCAUGCAUACAUCGUCAAAUUAUUUUCCCUGUUCACUUUGUGAUAUUAAUUCUACAACUUUAGACGAAUGGAAAAAACAUUACACUGAACAACAUAAUGGAAGAAUUAGUGAAAGAAUGCCAGCUAAAUAUGAAUGUAAAAUUUGUAAAAAAAAAUUCAUCACCAUAAAUCGUUUGAAUUUUCAUCAAAAAUUUCAUGAAUUAAACGCUAAAGCUUGCUAUUGUGAUAAAUGUGAUAAAUUUCUUUCAUCAGAAUCGGUGCUCUAUCAACAUUCAAUAAUGGUACAUCAACAAACAAGAGAAUUUUGUUGUGAUAUUUGUGGAAUUCAAUUUAGAUCUCAGAGCCAAUUGGCAACGCAUCAACGUAAACACAACAACGAAAGACCCUAUGAGUGUAAAAUUUGCCUCAAACAAUUUAAUUCAAUGGACAAUUUACGACGUCAUGAAAAACUUCAUCUACCAACAAAACCAUUUCAGUGUAAUAAAUGUGAUAAGGCUUUUGAUCGUAUUAACAGUCUCAAUAAACAUUUGCUAAUACAUCAAAUAGCUGAAAAAUCAAAAAUUUUAUGCCAAAUCUGCAAUGGUUGCAAGCAAAUAUUAUUUGAUGAUUCCGAAUUUCAUAUUCAAAAUUGUAAUGAAGAAUUUCCAUUUAUCGAACACAAACAACUUGACACCGUCUACAGAUGUGAAUUUUGUCAACAAUGUUACACAUCAAUUGAAUCGGUAAAAAAUCAUUCCACAAUUCAUUCUGGAUCAUGUCCCUAUGUAUGUACAAUUUGUCAAGUGACUUUUGCAACUUACAAUCAGAUAAUAGCUCAUAAAAAAGCCCACAUUAGCAAAACAAAUCAGAAAACAAUUGAAGAUAAAGAAAAUAAAGUGACAAAAUUAUUUUUUUGUGAAAAUUGUGAAAAGACAUUUAGCAAUUUUACCAAUAUGAAUGUACAUCGAAAGACAUGUAUUAAUAAUGGUAGUACACUGAUUUGUCCAUCGUGUGACAUUCUUUUCGUGAGUAAACAAGAAUUCACGAAACACAAAAGAAGACGAGAAAUUGAUGAACAAUUUAAUUGUGAAAAAUGUAAGAUUUCAUUUGGUAAUAAAUGUGGUUUUGAGAUACAUAAAACAAUUAUUCACAUGGGAAAUGAAAGGAAGAAUAGAAAUUUAUUCACUUGCUCUCACUGUGGAAAGGCAUUUCAGCAAAAAGCUCAUCUAAAUAAUCACAUGAGAAGUCAUACUGGCGAGAAACCAUUUGCUUGUGAAUAUUGUAAGAAAAAAUUCAGUUUCAAAGCCGAUAGAGAUAAUCAUGAAAAAAUUCACAGUUUAGAACGUUUAUUUAAAUGUAAAAUGUGUGAAAAAAGUUUUAAAAAUUCUGCACGACUACGUGAGCAUAUGAUACAUCAUUCUGAUAUUCGUCCUUACAAAUGUGAUUAUUGCGAUCAAGCAUUUAAAAAGACGAAUGCAAGAAAAGUUCAUACACUUAUUCAUACAGGUGAGAAGCCAUAUCAAUGUGAUAUUUGUGGUAUUUCAUUUCGAAGAACGGGCGAUUUAAAUAAACACAAAAAAACUCAACACAAAAUUCUAAUUGAAAAAAAAUCGAUGAGGAUCCCAGAAUCGGAAGAUCCGUGGAACAUGGACAGUAAAUUGAAGUUCGCUGACCGCUUAAAAGCGUUGCUCAAUACAGAAUCACGUCAAGACGUUGAUCCCUACGUCUUUAGUGAACCGGAACCAUUUACAUCAUCAUCCGGUGCAACAUCAGCGGCAGCAGCAGUAGCAGCCAAGAACUUCAAAUUGCUCGCAUCCAAAAAUUCAAAACCACCACAACAUCAACAGCAACAAUUACCAAAUAAUCGUCCAUCAAAAUCAAAAUCAAAAUGCAAUAAUCAGAGGAUAAUAAAAAUAAAACAAGAAAUAUCAACAAAUUAUCAAGAAUUUGCAAAUAAAAAUUUAAAUUUUCGUUUCAAUGAAACUGCAAUACAACGUAAAAGAAAGCAAGAAAAUUUAUUACGCAACAAUAUAAAUUCAAUUCCAAAACGACCGAGUCGUGAUCAUACACUUCUCUAUUAUCCACGUGCAGGCGAUGAAAUAUCCGACAGUGAUUCAAGUGGUGAGGAGGCAUCAAUUUAUCAACGUCAUUGGUUUAAUGGUGAAUCAACAGAGCCAACAACACGAUCAUCGCGUCUAAUACAAUUACGUUCACAAUUACGUCGUCGGCUUAUUCAAUUGCAUAAAAGUGGAAUUGAAUCGGAGACAAAUUUACGUUGUCGAACACGUUUAUUGGUGAAGGCAGCAUAUCGUGAUCCAUCGUUGGCGGCGCGUAAAAUUAAUGGAAAUAAAGACACAGCUGACAAUAGAAGCAUUAUUAAAGAGACAAGAAAAAUUAUCGAUGGUCCAUUACUUGUUGGUGGUCCAUGUCUAAUGAAUGGUUGUCGUCAAAUUUCACUACCAUGCACAAGACAUUGUUCACGACACAUUAUGAUGAAUUGCGAUCAACAAUUAUUUGAGCAUUGCACUGCCAAAUUUAGUGACAAUACACAAUGUUCAAUUCCUGUUUUUGAUGUUGCUCAUGAAUUGCCAUUAUGUCCUGAGCAUGCGCGUAAACGUGAUAAUUAUCAUCGUAAAGCACAGGAAUCGAAACCAAAGAAAUCGAGAAAAAAACCCUCAUCAAUGUCAUUAACAUCAUCAUUAUCAGUAUCAUCGUCAUCGAUUAAUGUUAAUCAAACGACAAUGCCAAGGCCAAAGGCAAAAUCGAGACCUAAAAAAAGAAAACGACCAACGGCGACAACUUUGGCGCCGCCGCCUCCUCUUCCGCCACCACCACCACCACAAUUGCAAUUAUCGAAUUGUAAAGAACAAGAAACAAAAACUGUGGAUAUGGUAAUAUCGGAACAAACUAUUGAAUUAACGGAUGAUGAUAAUCAACAUCAUAAUCAUCAGCAGCAACAACAACAGCAGCAGCAGCAACAUCGUUUUGUUAGUCAUAUAUCACCUGAGAGUCAUACAAAAACAUUAAAUAAUUUAAAUGCACCACAAGGCACAUCGAAUACAAAUUUAAAUCUUGGUUUAGGAUUGGGUGGAUUGGGUCUUGGUGGUGGACUUAAAGUUGAACUUGGCGAUCAUGAAGUUUUUGCAUCAUUAGAUGCGGCCGAACAUGAUUUUGGCAAUGUACUCAAUAAUUUGCCAGCUGAUGCUUUCAAUGAUUUAUUUAUUGAAAGUAGAAACGGUGAAUACGAGCCAUCGCGCGAAGAAGAAGAAGAAUUGGAACGUGCAUUGGAAGCUGUUGACAAAGAUGUACGAACUCUAGAGCGAUUGGGACAAUCGCAUGGAUUAUUGGAACCAGCUUUACUUGCCCAAUUGAUGUCAGAUAUUGCUUCGUAGCCCCCUCAUUAAAUUUUUGUGUUGAACAAAAAAAGAAAACUUAAAAAAUAAUCAUCAAACACUUUCUCGCAUAUCUCGUAGCGAACAAUAUAUUUUUUUUUUAUCGUCAAUGUCUGUGCUGGUAACAAAAAAAAAAAAAGAAAGAAAAAGUGGUAGUGUCACUUGGAAAAAAAAACAAUUUUUUUUUCUAUUAGUCAAAUAAUAUUAGAGAGCAAUGCAUUAUUUUCGAGAUUCUCGAAAUUAUUAAAAAGAAAAAAAAAUUGAAUAGUGAGACUUCGUUUUGUUGUGAUAAAAACCAGUUGAGCGUUUCGUUCAAAUUAUGAGUGAUAGUUAAUUAAAAAAAAAUAAAAAAAAAAACAGUUUAAAAAAAUUGAAGGGGGUGAAAAUAAUGUGAGUACGAUUUUAAAUGAACUUUUAAUUGAAAAAUCCGAGUGAUUAUUCAAUUUUCAAAUAAUCCACAGGGAUUUAUGAACUUUAUUGUGAAAAACUUGUCACUUAAAAAAAAGAGGCUUAAGUAUUUCUCUAAAGUCGAUUAAUCGACCUUUGUACAUAAAAAAAAAUAUUAAAAUACCAGACAGUCAAAGUGCGUGUACAUUAGAUACGAAUUUUUUGUUUUUUCGAAACAAUAGUCGAAUUUCAUAAAUGAAAAUUAGUUUUCAGUGCUUUAACUCCAAUUAAGAGUUUAUGAGCUGCGAUUUACAAAAAAAUAACUUAUUUUGCUACGUUUAUUCGUAUAAAUGAGAACAUUCCGAAAAUAAAAAGUUACGAAUCAUUUUUGGGAAAAGAAAUUUUUGCAAAUGCAUGAAUAUUCAUAUUAAUUUAAAUUAUUUAUUUUAAAUUUUCACUAAGUGAACUGAAAACCAAAUUUAAAUCAAGUGAAAAGAUUUAACGAAUCUAAUUUCAAAAUAAUUAUUUUUCAUAAGAGAAAUAAAAAAACAACUAAAAAGAAUAGUAAUAAAAAUUUGUUUUAUAUUUUUUAAAUAUUUAUUUAUUUAUUAAAACUUAAAAAUAAUUUGCAAAAUUUUCUUUUCUAUAAAAAAUUCGUUAAAAUCGAAAUUUUUUUUACAAUUUUCAUAUUCGCUUUACGUGAUAAUAAUAAAGAAAAACAAAAAAAAAUAUGAAAAUUGAAUUUCGAUAAAAUUCCCUUAAAUUACGAAAACAAAACGUUGCAAAAUUAUUAUCCUCUCACGAAAAAAAAAAAAAAAUGUAAAAGAAUUAUUUAUACAUGUUAUAUACAAGUAACACCAGUUUCGUUCAAUUUAAUAAAAAAAUUUGUUAAAUUGUGCAUAUAUAGUAGAAGCAAGACAUUUUCACGAGAUUUUUAAUUUUUCAUUUUCAAUUAUUCUUGCAGUCGACAACAAAAAAAAAAGUCAAGAAGCUUCACGUUUCUUUUUUUUAUAUAUACAUAUAUAUAGAUAAAUUUAUAUAAUAAUAAUUAUGAUAGGUAAUUUUUGUAUCUUCAAAAAGGGAGAAAAAUAAAAAAAAAAAAUAAAAAAAUGAGCACUUAGUUCGCAGACGUUGCAAACCCGUGUAAAUGUUGAUAAAAAAAAAUAGCUUUUUGCGCAUUAUAAUUAAAUACAAUUAAUUAUCUAUAUAUAUAUUUAUAAUUGCGCAAAAUAAUGUUUUAAAAGAGGCGCAAGAAAAAAAAAAAACAAAA